Lotus japonicus is the source of this 3178-nucleotide messenger RNA. Its product is annotated as putative pentatricopeptide repeat-containing protein At5g06400, mitochondrial. Bases 7 to 3165 code for a protein of 1052 amino acids. Gene Ontology annotation, molecular function: protein binding. The record is from RefSeq and is a predicted model, not a curated record. NCBI's taxonomy places the organism in Eukaryota, Viridiplantae, Streptophyta, Magnoliopsida, Fabales, Fabaceae. The transcript has a single exon.
AGUUUCAUGUUUGAAUUCUGCAACAAAUUUGCAAUGAGAGCAUUAAGCAAGUUCCGAUCGCUGGAUCCAUAUCUCCGUUCACAAUCUCAUGUUUUCCAUCUAUCAUCAAAGCCUUCUUCACACCCUCACAGAGCACACAAACUUCCUAAUAGCAACAAACUUUCAGACACCACCGAUGCUUCUCGUGCACUUUUCAAUGAGAUCACCGAGAUUUUAGGUGCUGAUACUGUGAUCCCUGAUCAAUCCCCAUCUGGGUUUUUGUUUCCUGGCGAAACUCGUGAAUGUGAAGGCGGUUUGAAUGAGCAACCGGUUUGCGCUGAAGGUGUUUGUGGAAAUGCCGCAGAGGAAUUGGUUGUUGAUAAAGGGGAGAGCUUUGCUGUUAUGGAAGAUGCCCAGUUGGGGAAUAUGGGUGAAGAAGAAUUGAGCCGAAUGGUUGGUGAGAUUACUGAAAUUGUUCGAUCGGAAAAUGGUUCCGGUUCAAUGGAAGAACGGUUAGAAAAUGUGGGUUAUGGGCUGAAAGCUGAGGUUUUUGACAAGGUGUUGCAAAGGUGCUUUAAAAUGCCACGUUUGGCUUUGAGGGUUUUCAAUUGGUUGAAGCUCAAGGAAGGUUUUAGGCAUACCACGCAGACUUAUAAUACCAUGUUGCGCAUUGCUGGAGAAGCUAAGGAUUUUGGGUUGGUGAAGAAGUUGGUGGAAGAAAUGGAUGAGUGUGAAGUUCCAAAGGAUGUUAAUACGUGGACCAUUCUCAUAUCAUACUACGGGAAGGCAAAGAGAAUCAGUGAGGCGCUGUUAGCCUUUGAAAAUAUGAAUAGAUGUGGUUGUGAACCUGAUGCGGUUUCAUAUAGAGCUAUGGUUCGUGCGCUUUGCAGUUCUGGGAAGGGCGAUAUCGCAAUGGAGUUCUAUAAAGACAUGAUUCAAAAGGACAUGGUACUUGAUGCGAGGUUGUAUAAGAUGCUCAUGAACUGCGUGGCUAAAUCGGGAGAUGUUUCAGCUGUUAGUGUGCUUGGAAAUGACAUGAUACGAUUGUCUGUGAUGCCAGAAAAUGAGAUUCAUGGUUGUAGGUUGAAGAGUUUAUGCAUUUCUGGAAGAAUUAAAGAAGCUUUGGAAUUGAUUCGUGACCUAAAAAAUAAAGAUAUAGCUCUUGAACCUGAAUUUUUUGAGACCUUGGUGAGAGGGCUGUGUAAGGCCGGUAGGACUACAGAUGCUUUUGAGAUUGUUGAAAUUAUGAAGAGAAGGGACACUGUUGAUGGGAAGAUUCACGGGAUUAUCAUAAAUGGGCAUUUGGGAAGAAAUGAUAUUCAGAAGGCACUUGAUGUGUUUCAAAGCAUGAAAGAAUCUGGUUAUGUACCUACAGUUUCCACAUAUACGGAUCUGAUACAGCAUCUCUUUAGGUUGAGUAGGUACGAAGAAGCUUGCAUGCUGUACGAUGAGAUGCUGGGAAAAGGAAUUAAACCAGAUAUUGUAGCAGUAACAGCCAUGGUUGCAGGUCAUGUUUCACGAAACCAUAUAUCUGAAGCAUGGAAAAUUUUCAAGAGUAUGGAGUACCAAGGCAUCAAGCCCACUUGGAAAUCAUAUACAGUAUUUAUUAAGGAGCUUUGCAAGGCUUCAAGGACAGAAGAUAUCCUCAAAGUAUUGGAUGAAAUGCAGGCUUCAAAGAUUGCAAUUCGAGAUGAAGUAUUCCAUUGGGUUAUAACUUAUUUGGAGAACAAGGGUGAAUUUGCUGUGAAAGAGAAAGUCCAGCAGAUGCAUACAGCAUCUAAACUGGCUCCUGAAAAAUUCAGUGAAUCCAAAAAGCAAGUGUUUGUAGGAAUUAAGGUGGAAGAGGAUGUGAGAGUAGACCAAUUGAAGUCGGAAAAGGUAGAUUGCUCCUUAGUACUUCCGCACCUUAAGACUUACAGUGAGCGAGAUGUUCAUGAAGUUUGUAGGAUCCUAUCAUCCUCUAUGGAUUGGUCCUUAAUCCAAGAAAAAUUAGAGAAAAGCGCCAUCAGGUUCACCCCAGAAUUUGUUGUGGAGGUAUUGCAAAUUUGCAAUAAGUAUGGUCACAAUGUGCUAAAUUUCUUUUCAUGGGUGAGAAAGCAACCUGGAUACAAACACACUGCAGAAUCUUACAACAUAGCAAUCAAAAUUGCAGGCAGCGGGAAAGAUUUCAAGCACAUGCGCAACCUGUUCUUUGAAAUGAGAAGAAACAACUAUCCAGUAACUUCAGAAACAUGGACAAUCAUGAUAAUGCUUUACGGCCGAGCAGGUCUGACAAACAUGGCCAUGAAUUGCUUCAACGAGAUGAAAGCUGAUGGUUAUAGCCCAAGUAGGAGCACAUACAAGUACUUGAUCAUUGCCCUUUGUGGGAGGAAAGGAAGGAAGGUUGAUGAUGCUCUGAAAAUAUAUGGUGAGAUGAUCAAUGCAGGACAUGUCCCUGACAAAGAAUUGAUAGAAACUUACCUUGGUUGUUUAUGCGAAGUUGGUAUGCUUUUGGAGGCUAAGAGAUGCGCAGAUUCUCUUAAAAAAUUUGGCUACACAGUUCCUCUUAGCUACUCCUUAAUUAUCAGGGCUCUUUGUAGAGCUGGAAAAGUGGAAGAAGCAUUAACAUUAGCUGAUGAGGUUGUUGGGGCUGAGAAAUCCAGUUUAGAUCAACUAACUUGUGGAAGCAUUAUUCAUGCUCUGUUGCGCAAGGGUCGAUUAGAAGAUGCAUUAGCCAAGAUUGAUGCCAUGAAACAGCAGGGUAUAAAACUCACCAUCCAUGUUUACACAUCUUUAAUAGUUCAUUUCUUUAAAGAGAAACAGGUUGGAAAAGCUAUGGAGAUUUUUGAGGAAAUGCAACAGGCAGGUUAUGAACCGAAUGUUGUUACAUGUUCUGCACUUAUCCGCGGGUACAUGAACAUGGAGAGGCCUAUUGAUGCCUGGAAUGUCUUCUACCGUAUGAAACUUAAAGGACCCUUUCCUGAUUUUGAAACAUAUUCUAUGUUCCUCACUUGCCUCUGCAAGGUUGGGAGAUCCGAAGAAGCAAUGAAACUUAUUUCUGAGAUGUUGGAUAGUGGGAUUGUUCCUAGCACUAUUAACUUUAGAACAGUUUUUUUCGGAUUAAAUAGAGAAGGUAAACGAGAUUUAGCCCGUGUUGUAUUACAACAAAAAUCAGAUCUAAUAAGAAAGCGCAAGCUUAUUGCUUGACUUCUUUUCCUCA